AUGGAGCGGGACGUCCGGAGCGCACGGCAGGGAGCCACACACGGAGGCAGCGGGAUGGGGACUGAGGGACCCUCUCUGUGCCUGAUAAUCUUCCUGCUCCUCCCGGCGACCACAGGCGGAGCUGGAGAAUGUUUCUUCAACGCAAAAGCCACCUGUGGCCACCGCGGCGUCGAGCUGCAGACGGGCGACACCUGGGUUACCGAGGACUGUUACCAGUGUGUCUGCCUCAGUCCGUUCGGCGUGGGCUGCUGUGACAGCAUACAGCAACCCGUCGACUACCCAGAGUGGUGCCAGCUUGUCCAGAGGCCUGAGUCCUGCCGGCUGGAGCUCGUCAUGAAAGCGAAUCCCGGGAUGCCGUGCAUCGACAACUCGGCCGCCAACCCCCUGCACCCCGGCAGAGCACGCAAGGGCGAGAAAGGACCCUGGUUCUAACAAGGAGCUACUCCCCCACCCCUCACUGCACCUCCUCUGCUGUGUCUCCUGCCCUAUCUUGGUCUGAAUGAUAAGUUAAAUCCUGCUCCUGUUAAUAGAAACAGGCACGAUUUAAUCCAGUUCAAAUGUCUGCGGAGGAACUGAUCCGGGAUUCGAGCCUCUCUGUGUGUAUGAGCGGUGCCUCAGGGUCUCUG
Messenger RNA from Pristis pectinata (smalltooth sawfish), 626 nucleotides. Its product is annotated as prostate-associated microseminoprotein-like. The transcript has 3 exons. NCBI's taxonomy places the organism in Eukaryota, Metazoa, Chordata, Chondrichthyes, Rhinopristiformes, Pristidae. The record is from RefSeq and is a predicted model, not a curated record. Bases 1 to 432 code for a protein of 143 amino acids.